ACAAUUUCUUCUCUCAAUUCUCUACUUCCACUUUCUCUCUCUAAAAAACUUUCCGAGCGAUGUCGAGGCGGCCCGGCAAGGAAGUGGCGGCACAGGCGGCGGGUGGACAGCGGUUUUCCGGCGAGAAGGCAUCGUAUUUUCGUUCUGGGGCUGGGAAGAGUAUGGACAUUAUGAGAAGUACGAUGAACUCAAUGGAGAGCUCGGGGCCCAGACACGUUAGAUCCCGUGGUAUUUCGGCCUCGGCUCGUAGAGAACGGGUGCACUAUUCUGAGGAUGAUGAAGAUGAUGAUGGUGAUGAGGAGGAGGAGGAGGAGGAUGCAGAUGAGGAUGUGGACGAUCAGAGUGGACCAUAUGAUGAUUACGGUCCAUUCAGUCAGAGGCUUGAUGAUGUGUAUGAGACGCGUAGGGUAGACGUGCGUAAGGGUAGAGAUGGUAGAUUUGUUAGUAGAUCUGGCACAUCAUCUGCGUCCACUAUGUCUGCGGUAUCACUGGAUGUAUGA
Chenopodium quinoa (quinoa) is the source of this 500-nucleotide messenger RNA. Its product is annotated as RNA polymerase-associated protein RTF1-like. The record is from RefSeq and is a predicted model, not a curated record. The coding region runs from base 60 to 500 and encodes 146 amino acids. NCBI's taxonomy places the organism in Eukaryota, Viridiplantae, Streptophyta, Magnoliopsida, Caryophyllales, Amaranthaceae. The transcript has 3 exons.